UCAUCACUCUAUUUCGCAUCAGGAAAUGCUUCGUGUGCUACGUAAGGGAGGCGCCGUCCGUGCGCGCCCCGUGGCUGUAGUUCUGCGUCGCUGGAAGAGCGAGAAGCUUACUCCACCUGUGCAGAAGCUUAGCGAUGACAUCCGACGCUCGCAGGAGGAAACGCGCCGCGUGCUGUUGCUAAUCCGCACCUUCAAACAGUAUGGACACUACGUCGCCCAGAUCGACCCACUACAGAAACGUACGUCUAAAGGUAGGCUUCUGCCUGUAAAGUGAGACUCACUGUGUGCUUUAGGGGAAAAACUGCCGGAGCUGGAGCGCUGGAUCAAUGGGGAUCGGUGGGUUGAGACGCCCUUUUUCGACGAUUUUAAUCUGCGCAGCCUCGCAUCCAAGAAUCUGCUAGAGCUCACAACGCACGGUGCGGACACGCUGCGGCGUCAGAGGAUAAUCAUUCGGAUACUUACGUGGUGAUUUUCGAACAGGUUUCACUGCCAGUGAUUUAGAUCGUGAGUUUUUCAUUGGUCAAGAUCUCUCCAUUGGCCCUGUAGCAACACUGCGAGAGAUCGUGACAGAGCUACGGGAGCUUUUCUGCGGACACAUUGGCCUAGAGUACCAACACCUGCGUAACCGAGACGCUGCGUUGUGGAUCCGCGAACGUCUUGAGAAGUAUAAGGUGACUUCAUGUAGUAUUUUUUGAAUGGAGACUCUUUUUGGAGUGGUUCAUCGUUGUAUUUUUUUGCACAGGAAAAUCAAUUCAGCAAUGAAGAAAAGGUGGACAUGCUGCGUCAAAUGGUGCAGGCGGAACUGUUCGAGCGAUUUCUUGGGCGGCGCUUUUCUGGAGCAAAACGCUUUUCUAUUGAAGGGUGCGAGAGCUUAAUUCCAGGUCUUUGUGAGCUUCUUGAGAGCGCCAGCGAGCACGGAGUGGAGGUUGUCCAGAUGGGAAUGGCUCAUCGCGGUCGUUUGAACGUCUUGGCGAAUGUCUUGCAACGACCGUUGCGGUCCAUUAUUUCCCAGUUCCAGCCGUAUCUGCCCGAUGAACCUGACUACCCGAAUAAUUCUGAUGAUGUUCGAUACCAUCUUGGAACAUCGUCGGUUAUUGAAAUGCGUAAUGGGAAGAACCUGGAAGUGACCUUGGCUGCAAACCCAUCGCACUUAGAAGCGGUGAAUCCGGUUGUCCUUGGCCAAGCGCGAGCUUGCCAAACGCAACUGGGGGAUGAUGGUAGUCGAGUAAUGCCGAUUCUGAUCCACGGAGACGCUUCAAUGUUUCAGGGAUCGGUCCGAGAGGCGCUGGGGUUCAGCUCACUGGAAGAUUUUAGAACGGGAGGAACGAUCCACGUGAUCAUCAACAAUCAAAUCGGCUUCACAACGCUGCCAAAGAACGCAGAUUCUGCUGUGUAUUGCACUGAUGUUGCUAAAGUUUCAAGGAGUCCAAUCUUCCACGUGAACGCUGAUGAUCCGGAGGCUGUGGCGAAGGUGAUGAGAAUUGCUGUCGAGUUCCGCCAGAAAUUUCAGUGUGAUGUGACGAUCGAUUUGGUGUGUUACCGUCGUCACGGUCAUAAUGAACAAGAUUCACCCGAGAUUACGGCUCCGAUCAUGUAUCACUUCAUUAACAAGCACCCUACAGUGAUCAAGCUCUAUUCGCAAAAGCUUACAAGUGAAGGUGCCUUGUCACCGAAGGAGUAUGUUAAGAUGUGCUCCACUUUUGAGGACCAUCUAGUCUCGGAAUAUCAUCACUCGCGCGAAAUCCAUUCAGGAUGGGACGAUCCCGGGGAUACGUCGUGGAAAACUGAGUGGUAUGCCGACAGCAAGAUUCCUAACUCGGAGACACCAGCCAACACUUCAAAUGUUUGUGACAACAACGAUAAGCAAAUCUAUGAUCGAUCAACAGGCGUUGACCAGAAUUUCUUAGAAAAGGUAGGCAGCCAACUUUUCCGCAUCCCGCAGGGGUUUUCAGCGCAUCGCAAGGUGGAGGCCAUUAUGAACAACCGCUUACGUGCAGUUGAAACUGGUGCCCGCGUGGAUUGGGCAACAGCAGAAAUGCUGGCUUUCGGCAGCCUCUUAGUGGAAGGAGUUGAUGUGCGCCUUAGCGGACAAGACUGCGAACGCGGUACCUUCAACCAACGCCAUGCCGUCCUCUACGACCAGUUUGAAGCGCUAUCUGGACGCAACUCAUCGUACACUCCUCUCAACAACCUCGACGUAGAGGGAAUCCGAAGUACGCUUCAAAUGACUGGGUUAGAAUCCGCGCGGCGGGGUCGUUUCGAUGUGGUCAACAGCCCGCUCAGUGAAGAGGGAGUACUUGGUUUUGAAUACGGAUAUUCCUUGCAGACUCCAAUGGGUUUAACUAUCUGGGAAGCCCAAUUUGGUGACUUUGCAAAUGGCGCCCAAACGAUGAUCGACACUUUUAUCACUACAGGUGAACAGAAGUGGCAACGACAGUCGGGUAUCGUGCUGAAUUUACCGCAUGGCUUUGAGGGCCAAGGACCUGAGCACAGUAGCGCCCGACUCGAGCGUUUUCUCCAAUUAGUCAACGAAGACAGCGACGAGUUCACUGGGGAACAAGAUGUCAAUGCUGCCAUUACUCGGACGAACAUUCAGGUGGUGAUCCCGUCCACACCUGCCCAGUAUUUCCACGCACUUCGCCGGCAAGUAUCCUCCAGUUAUCGCAAGCCGCUGAUCAUGUUCACUCCCAAGUCGCUUCUUCACCACCGGCCAUGCAACUCAGACUUGGCUGACUUGGUGGUGGGAACGUCGUUCCAGCGAGUGCUUCCACCACACCCUGAUGAUCAAGUUACAAUGGUGAACGAUGACGAGAUCCGCAAAUUGGUGCUAUGCUGCGGGAAAAUCUACUUUCCGGUGCGCCACGGAAUGCGGAGCCGUGGGAUCCGGGACAUCGCUACGGCUCGUAUCGAGCAGCUUGCUCCGUUCCCGUUCCACGAAGUGGCAGACUACAUCGCUCGUUACCCCAACGCGGAGAUUGUAUGGGUCCAGGAAGAGCCGAAGAACAUGGGCGCCUACAGUCAUGUUCUUCCACGGUUGUUGACUGUGCUAAAGUAUCUGGAUGAUCCCCGCAAGUUUUCUUACAUUGGACGUCCUCCCUCCGCUUCACCUGCUACUGGACAAUACGAAAUCCACCUUCAAGAGAUGAAGACGAUCGUCGACGAGGCACUCGCAUGAAAUAGCUAGGGUUGCAUUUGUAGAACGAUCAUACAACCUCAUACUUUCGCAAUAUCAUCAUAUCAUCAAGCGCCAGGCCCUGGCAGCCCAAGGGGG
Molecule: messenger RNA, 3271 nt
Organism: Phytophthora nicotianae INRA-310
Lineage: Eukaryota; Oomycota; Peronosporomycetes; Peronosporales; Peronosporaceae
Product: oxoglutarate dehydrogenase (succinyl-transferring), E1 component, variant 5
Exons: 5
Coding region: 776-3175 (799 amino acids)
Biological process (GO): tricarboxylic acid cycle
Cellular component (GO): mitochondrion; oxoglutarate dehydrogenase complex
Molecular function (GO): thiamine pyrophosphate binding; oxoglutarate dehydrogenase (succinyl-transferring) activity
Source: RefSeq, a predicted model, not a curated record